CCCCUCUCUCUCCCUCUCCUCUUCCCCUCUCUCUCCCUCUCCUCUUCCCCUCUCUCUCCCUCUCCUCUUCCCCUCUCCUGCCCUCGAGGUCUAGACAGAUGACAUAGUACGACGUGAAAGAGAAAAUAAAAAGAAAAGGAAAGGAUAUACAAAGAAGAGAAAAUAAAAAGAAAAGGAAAGGAUACACACACACACAUGUAUAUAUAAAUCCUAACACUUUGAAAUAAAUAUUAAAGCAAAAAAAAAAAGGAAAAAAAAAAAACUAAUUAUCAAUAGAAAUUUUUAAAAAUCGAUACCGCCAAAUUCAAAAGCAAAGGAAAACAAACAAACAAAUAAAAAAGGAGCCUCCAUGAUAUAACGAGAAAAGUGAGCCUGCACACCAUCGCCAAAGAGGCAUCCCCGCCGCAGUAAGGGCGAGUCCCCCACACAGCGGCAAUAGAUUUCCAACCUUAUGGUUCCUGUGUAAAGGAAGGCCCCUCCCUCCGCGCCACAGGCGGAUGGUCCCCGCAUGACCCCCGCCCCCCCAGCGCGGACGCGAUCAGAUGGCGGCUUCGACGGGCGCCCCCAGGAUGUCCGCGGCGCCCGAGGGGUCGUCCUGCAGGCGCGGCUCGCACUCCCGCCGAAGGACUGACUCCCCGAAGGCCGUGACGCGGGCGCCGACGCCGUACAAGAGGGCGCUGCCGAUGACGCCCGCCCGCUCGCUCGCCUCGCCCUCCAGGAUCAGGCUGGAGUCGGCCUCGAGGAGCACCCUCAGGUCCUCCUCGACCGGCAGGAUGGUGACGCCGCAGGAGGAGGUGACGGAGUCGCCCUCCCGCAGCGGCUCGGCCACGCCCUGCGGAGGCUGCGGUCGCGUCAGGAGAGCCAGCCUCACCUCGUCCCUGCAGCGCCUCCCGCACAAGAAGGAGACUCCAGCGGACAAGACAGAAGCCGAACAAAACAACAACAAUAAUAACAACAACAACAACAAUAACAACAACAACAAUAACAACAACAACAACAACAACAAUGAGACGGCCGCCCUGGAGACCACCCGACCGGCGGAGCCCCCCCCCCCCCCCCCGAGACGGAGGCCGACACCCUCGCCCUCGACAACCGGCCUCGAGACGCGUCCCGCUGCGCCUACAUCCCGGGCCGCCCUUUCACCCCCCGCGAGGGCACGGACUCCCCCAACGACGUGGACCUGAUGGAGGUGAUCAAGAUUCCCGAAGUGGCCGGCAAGAGGUCCCUGGUGGAGGUCCUGUCGCAGGUCGUGAAGCUGGAGAGGUCUUCAUCGUCGUCGGCUUCGGAAAUGACCUCGCGGACGCCCCCAGAGGCUCCGGACAUCGUGACCUCGACGACCAAAGGGCGCGAGAGGAGGGUCGUCAUGGCCAAGAGGGCGGUGGGAGGUGGAGGAGGAGGUUUGGGAGGAGGAGGAGAGGUGAAAAUAGGAGCAGAUGUCGCCACCCUCGCCAUCUUGUGCCAACACUAUGCUGAGCUUGUUCAUGCGCUCAAGGAGGAGAACUACCUGCUCUCCUGCGCACGCAGCCCCCUGCCCACCACCCCCCGGAGCACCCUCAGCUACCGGGGCACGGCCACUGACCCGGGGGCGCGGGGGCCGGUGGGGGGCAGCAGCGGGGGGCGCACCAGGACCUCCAGGACGGCCUUCUCGUGGGAGCCCGAGGCGGUGGCCGGUCUGGAGCAGCAGCCACGUCAGGCGGGCGAGGACGAGGCGGCCGUCCGCGCCACGACGGAGGAGAACACGAGGCUCAUUUCGGACCUGCGCGUGCCAGGGUCGCCGGCGGGCAUCCGGGCCCACAGGACCUCCUCGGGAUCCAGGGAGAGGCACUGCGGCGACGCCAAGUCCCCGAGGAAGAGUCCGGGCCGCGGGAAGGAGGAGGCCCCCGAGGAGGGGCAGGGGGGGCAGCCCGAGGCGCUGGUCCGGGAGCGGAAGCCGUGGACGCUGAGGCCCCUCCGCAGCGCCAAGCACAAGAGGGACUCCCGCCCGCCGCGCAAGAGCUCCUUCAGCAUCUUCAUGCGAGAUUCUUCGAAGGAGCAGGAGAAGGCCGCCAAGGAAAACGCCAACGCCGGCUCCCCCAAGCUCAGCAGGAGCAGUGACGUCAGCGGAGGCGGAGGAGGAGGAGCCGGAGCCGGAGGCGGUGUGGGCCGCGGCGCCGGCCAGCAGCAGCGGGUGACGGCGGCAGAAUUCCGGAAUCCGACGGUCGGCGUCCUGUCGACCAAGAUCCAGGAGAUCGAGGAGAAGAUCCAGGAAAUCCUGCACCUCGAGCCCGUCGACAUCAUCAUGCGGGAGAAUAGCCUGACGAGAUCUCCAACCAAAGGCUUGUCGGGAACUGGUAGUCUCAGGAGGUCAGCGAGCGUAGGUCAACGCGGGGACUUCUAUCGCCACGCCGUCAAGGACACCAGGAGGGAUCAGCUUCCUUAA
Messenger RNA from Penaeus monodon (black tiger shrimp), 2419 nucleotides. RefSeq lists its product as uncharacterized. The record is from RefSeq and is a predicted model, not a curated record. The transcript has 7 exons. NCBI's taxonomy places the organism in Eukaryota, Metazoa, Arthropoda, Malacostraca, Decapoda, Penaeidae. Bases 1184 to 2419 code for a protein of 411 amino acids.